Molecule: messenger RNA, 690 nt
Organism: Phytophthora infestans T30-4
Lineage: Eukaryota; Oomycota; Peronosporomycetes; Peronosporales; Peronosporaceae
Product: secreted RxLR effector peptide protein, putative
Exons: 1
Coding region: 1-690 (229 amino acids)
Source: RefSeq, a predicted model, not a curated record
AUGCGCUGCAAUCACACCCUGUGUGUUGUGGCAAUAACAUUCCUUGUCAGCUGGAGCCAGACGCUCUCGACGCCUGUCGAAUCACGCAGAACGGAGUCGCCUCUUGUACGCAGCGUAAGUGCCACCGAAGAGAGAAAUAUCUUCUCACAAACCGCAGAAGCAGUCGCGAAAUGGGGAACUACGACGGCAUUGCUUAAUCUCGGAAAAACCGACGACGAGGUGAAAAAGAUUCUUGGAUUGGAGAAGCUGUCGGGGGAAGCUCUAAAGGCUCAUUCAAAUUACCACCUACUGGACGACUUCAUCACUAAACUUCGAGACCGCAAGGUGACGGGGUGGCUGCAUAAGGACACCACCACAGAUGAGGUCUGGAAGACAUUGCAACUGGACGAUUUAUUUGCAAAACUGGACGCGAAAGAGUUCCGCCACUCGGACGAGUUGAAGACCUACGUGCAGUACGUCAAGAAGCUGGAUGACGACAUUUGGAACUACAAGAGAGCAAGUUUUGAGCCGGACAGCAGCUCUCCAUUAGAGUUGGCGGUGAAAAUCCACAUUUGGGCCAAAGCAAAAAGACCUUCGUGGCACGUUCUUGAAAUGAUGGGCAACAACGCUCUCAAAGGCAGCAAGAACCGCAAGUUUUACAGAGAAUAUUUGUUACUGAUUAAGGGUAAAAAGCCGAUAAUCGACUUUUAG